Messenger RNA from Trichogramma pretiosum, 3464 nucleotides. RefSeq names its product integrator complex subunit 7 (gene INTS7). Gene Ontology annotation, biological process: snRNA 3'-end processing. The record is from RefSeq and is a predicted model, not a curated record. Bases 486 to 3320 code for a protein of 944 amino acids. Gene Ontology annotation, cellular component: integrator complex. The transcript has 11 exons. Lineage: Eukaryota; Metazoa; Arthropoda; Insecta; Hymenoptera; Trichogrammatidae.
AGAAAAGUGAAAUUUCCUUGAGAGAAAUGCUGAAUUUACAAACGAUGUGAUUUUGCAAUUCAUCGUGUUGAUUUUCAUUUUGUAAGAGUCGCAUUUUUCGCGCUUAUCGCGUGUCUCUGCAUUCUAUUAUUUUUAUUAUUUAUAUUAUUCUUUUGAUACUGCAAUAAAUCAAUCCACCAACGGAAAUGAACUGUUUACCUUUCAGUGACGCUUGAUCAUUGACAUUUAUUCCAGUUUUCUGCUAAAUACGUAGAAUACGCGUGCGACGCUAGCAAUAUUGUCAUUCGCAAAUCGUAAUCUAACCUGAAAUCAAGCCGACAGCUAAAAGUUGUUUACUAUUGUCUGUGCGUUAUUCAAGACGUUAUUUAUGGCCAACAUGACUUGUGCAGAGUGUAAUUUAGUUCAGUAGUUUUAUAAUUCAACGACCUGUGGAAAUAAUUGUAAUUUCAUAAAAGGAGCAUAAGUGUAAAUAAUAAUAUUAAAACAUGAUCAGAAUGGCUGGAUCAAAUGAGUUAUUUUAUGGUGAACCAGAGCAGGAUGCUAAUUCUGCUCUCAUGGAACUUGAUAAAGGUUUACGAUCCACUAAAAUUGGAGAGCAAUGUGAAGCUAUUGUUCGGUUUCCAAGACUGUUUGAAAAAUAUCCUUUUCCUAUUUUAAUCAACUCAUCUCUCUUGAAAUUAGCUGAUGUGUUCAGAGUAGGAAGUAACUUCUUAAGAGUAUGGGUUUUACGAGUCUGUCAACAAACCGAUAAACACUUGGACAAGAUUCUUAAUGUUGACGAAUUUGUAAAAAGAAUUUAUAGUGUGAUGCAUUCCAAUGACCCAGUGGCUAAAGCAUUGACUCUUCGUACUUUAGGAAGCGUUGCAAGAAUAAUACCAGAGAGAAAGCAUGUUCAUCACAGCAUCAGAAGAGCUAUGGACUGUCAUGAUUUGGUGCAAGUUGAAGCAGCUAUUUAUGCAGCACAAAUGUUUGCUGCUCAGUCAAAACAAUUUGCCAUUUUUAUGUGUAGUAAAAUCUCAGACAUGAUAAAAGGUCAAUCAACUCCAGCAUCAAUGAAAUUGCAGUUGAUACCAAUUUUACAGUAUAUGCAUCAUGAUAUUUCCACAGCUUCUAUGGCUAAUGAAUUAUGUUUAGAGCUCUUACAAAGCUAUCCAGCAGCAGAAUUUGUUAAAGUGACACUAAGUGCUUCAACCACUUUAGCAUCUGCAACUUUGAUUAAUGUAUCAGCACAAGUGACAUUGUUAAUUAAAUAUUUAGUUGAAGAUCCAAGAUUAUCAAUUAAGACUCAUGCAUUGUCCUUGUUACAUACACUAGCUAAAAAUGGAGCACACUUAUGGCCCCAAGCAGCUGUAGCACAAUUGAUAGAUAAUACAGACAAACUUUUGAAAAAUAACUCUACCAAUAAAUAUUUACUUAUAAAAUCAUUGCAAGUCAUUGAGGUUCUGAGCGAAAGUCCUGUUAUUUGUGAAUCUAAUAUGGAUGAAGGAAAUGCACUUGUAAUUUUAUGUUCAAAUGCUUGUUAUUCUCCUAAUCCCAUCAUUGCUGUAAAAGCUGUAACAAUAUUAGCCCGGCUGGCUUGUUACUGUUAUGAAGAAAAUUUACCAGUAUACUGCAUUCAAGAUUUGGUUGCCUCUUUAGAAUCUUUAGUAACUCUUUUAUCUUUGGAUGACAAGUACCUGUAUCAAUUAAAAGUAUGCUUAAAAAUGAUUGUUAAACUUUGUCAAGCUCAACAUAGUCAUUGCAGUAACUUUGUUGAUGCAAUAUGUUCAACGCUAAUGAACACAAGUGAUAGUGACAAACAGAGCUCAAAUCAAGAAGUUGCUCUAUGUGAAGCCCUUGGUGCAAUUGGUGGUCUAAAAGAAGACAUUCUACUUCCUCUUUUACCAGAAAUUUUAAAUAAACUACAACAUACAUCUCAUGAACACACCAAAGUCAUGCUGUGUACUUUACUUUUUCAACUAGUUGCUGGUGGGUUUGAUUGGAAUGCUGAAUGUCUGGAGGUUAUUGAUAUGACAGUCAAAUCUGUAAAUGACUGGAAUAAAUAUAGAAUAGCUCGGAAUGCUACCAGAUAUGGGCAUCAUAGAAUCGCAAUGCAACUAUUUAAAAUUUUAAAAGAAACUGUAGCAUCUGAGCAACACCACUUUUGGUUAUUAGGAUUAGAGCUGAUGUCAAGUGCAGAAAACUACUUAAUAGAUGAUUCCUUGAAUGCUGGAAAAAAUGCCACAAUUGCAAAAUUAAAUGGUGCUAUAUCUCUGUACUCCAGUGCUUGUGCAUCAUUCAAAGCUGCUGGAACACAUCAGCAAAACUUACAAUUCGCAUGUGAUUAUUCAAAAUUACGUGGUGAGUUUUUACAAGUUUUGCUGCAGCUCAUACACAAUUGCAGGGCUUUGUGGACUGCCCCGCCAUUCGCUAUUGCCUCGCAAGAAGCUUUAGCCCAAGGAGAUGAGUACUAUAGGUGUGGUCGUGCUUCAACUCAGUUACGAAAAUCGGUCGUUGAGCUACAAACUUUGGCAGAAAAUUAUGAAAAGUUAUAUCAAACGGCUUUCGAUGCUGAUCCCGGCUCAUUGAGCAAUUUAAAAGCUAAUCAAGAGUUGUGCCUUCUACUGGCUCAAAGUGUGCAUGGAAUUUGCGGAGGCCCAGCACCACCAACCGUUGACUCCAUGUUUAAUUUCGGAAAUACAAUCGAGCUGCGUCAAUUCUCGCGAUGCUGCUUUCAACUGAGCGAUUUGGCUCCAAGCGUGAACGGCAGCAGCGCGAGUUGUGGUGCAACUCAAAUGGAUCUACUGAGAACAGCGAACAUAGUUGAACAGAUCGGAGUGCUGACUUCAGGCAAAUUAAGGCUGCCGAUUCCUCGAUUCUUUUACCAGACAAUACAAUCUACUAGCAUCAAAUUGUCAGUCGCUCCACAGCCAAAGGUUGUCAAUGAACCGCUUUCGGUUCCUCAAGGCAGCCAAUUAGCUCUCAAAGUCGAGGGUGUUCUCAGACAUGGCAAGCGAGCCUCACUUUACCGGUCUGUUGCUGCUAUUGUGGUAUCAAUAACAGCUGCUACACAGAUAAAAUCCAGUAGUGAACCAAAGGAACAAAUCAUUACCCAACUCGAACAGACUGUUGUGCCGCAUCGUGACUUCUUUGCUUGUGAAUUUUUGCUCUCUUUGGCCCAACCGAACGCGUGUUCAUUAACGGUCAACAACGGUGGCAAUUACAAUGUGACGACCACUACUAAUAUUGUUGAUGAAAGUGGUAAUGUGUGGAAAAGUGGACCGCAAAGUGUUUUACAAGUACGCGUUCAAGAUGAACCCUCGAGAAAAAAAUUCGUUUAAUAGUACCAUACUUUUAUAGUUUUUUGUUUGGAAGUUUGCUAAAAAUAGUGAAGUAUUAACUAUGUGCGUAAAAAAAUAUAUAAAUUCUGUUUAAUUGUACCAAAACUUUAGAAAUUCAAUAAAAUAACAUGCAUUACAACAAAA